Chinchilla lanigera (long-tailed chinchilla) is the source of this 1980-nucleotide messenger RNA. RefSeq names its product C-type lectin domain family 18 member A. Gene Ontology annotation, molecular function: polysaccharide binding. The record is from RefSeq and is a predicted model, not a curated record. NCBI's taxonomy places the organism in Eukaryota, Metazoa, Chordata, Mammalia, Rodentia, Chinchillidae. Bases 368 to 1732 code for a protein of 454 amino acids. The transcript has 12 exons.
UGAGUUUCCAAAGAAAGGAAACAACUCCCAUGGGGUUUUGCCCAGUUCCUGUCUGCCCCGCAGGACGCACAGCCGAAGCCCCAGCCUCCUCAUCUGGGCCUGGGGCUGGGGAGUGGAAGCAGCCGAUGGGCCUGGAGGACACUGUCCCAGCCUGGGUACAGCCAUCGGCCACUAAUCCCCAGCCUUGGAAUGUCUGCAAGCCAAUCAGCAGGGUCUCUGAGGGCUCCCCGAGGGUGCCAAUAAUCCUGCAAUGAUUAGCAGGGGCCACGAGCGGAGCCUGACUCCUUGAGUUUGUGAAUAGCUCCAUCCAGCCCAGGGAGGAGCUGGACGGCUGAGCCAGGCUAUCCCUGCAGUGCCCGACAGGCCCAUGCUGCCGCUGGCGCCCUCCCCAGGGCCGGGAGGCCAGGGCCAUCCGCCGGGCCUCCUGUCCGUGCUCCUGGCUCUCCUCGGCAUUGCCUGGGCAGAAGUGUGGCCACCCCAGCUGCCAGAGCAGGCUCCGGUGCCGGGAGCCCUGAGCAGAAAGCAGAGUUUCUUGCUCCUGUCCCUGCACAACCGCCUGCGCAGCUGGGUGCAGCCCCCCGCGGCCAACAUGCGGAGAAUGGACUGGAGUGAGAACCUGGCUCAGCUGGCGCAAGCCAGGGCAGCCCUCUGUGGCAAGCCGGCCCCAGACCUGGCAUCUGCCCCGUGGCGCACCCCACAGGUGGGCUGGAACAUGCAGCUGCUGCCCACAGGCUCAGUGUCCUUUGUUGAGGUGAUCAACUUCUGGUUUGCCGAGGGGCAGCAGUACAGCCACGAAGCAGCUGAGUGUGCCCGUAACGCCACCUGCACCCAUUACACUCAGCUUGUGUGGGCCACCUCGAGCCAGCUGGGCUGCGGGCGGCACCUGUGCUCUGUGGGCCAGGCAGCGAUGGAAGCCUUUGUCUGUGCCUACUCCCCCGGAGGCAACUGGGAGGUAAACGGGAAGACAAUUGUCCCCUAUAAGAAGGGCGCCUGGUGUUCCCUCUGCACAGCCAGUGUCUCGGGCUGCUUCAAGGCCUGGGACCACGCAGGGGGGCUCUGUGAGGUCCCCAGAAACCCAUGUCGAAUGAGCUGCCGGAACCAGGGACAUCUCAACAUUAGCACCUGCCACUGCCACUGUCUGCCUGGCUACACAGGCAGAUACUGCCAAGUGCGGUGCAGCGUGCAGUGUGUACACGGCCACUUCCGGGAAGAGGAGUGCUCCUGUGUCUGUGACGUCGGCUACGGGGGAGCCCAGUGCGCCACCAAGGUGCGCUUUCCUUUCCACACCUGUGACCUGAGGAUCGACGGGGACUGUUUCACCGUGUCUUCGGAGGCAGACACUUAUUAUGGAGCCAAGAUAAAAUGUCAGGGAAAGGGUGGGGUGCUGGCCCAGAUUGAGAGCCAGAAAGUGCAGGACAUCCUCGCCUUCUACCUGGGCCGCCUGGAGACUACCAAUGAGGUGACUGACAGCGACUUUGAGACCAGGAACUUCUGGAUUGGUUCGGCAACUGUGUGGAGCUGCAGGCAUCGUCUGCCUUCAACUGGAAUGACCAACGCUGUAAAACUCGGAACCGUUACAUCUGCCAGUUUGCUCAGGAGCACAUUUCCCGGUGGGAUCCAGGGCCUUGAGCCUGGCCAGGCAGCUCUCCUGCCAGCCCCUGGGUGCACCAGCCCUGCUUGCCUAUCCGCUCACCUGGGCAAAACUGCAGCCAGGCUGGGGUUGCACGCCUAACGUCCAGAGAUCUCAGACUUUGCAGGAAGUUGGGCAGAGUGGCAGCGAAGCCAGUGCGUGAAGGAGAGGAGCCUGACUUGGGAAAAGGACAGCCUGGAACCCUCGACUUUCUUCUUUGAUCAGGAAGAUGGGCUUCCAGGUGUUACAGCAGAAAUUAGAGCCUGCAGUUGGAAGAGCUGAACUCUCGGGCACAGCUGGAGUUUUCCUCACCAGAUGCACCCACAAGAAUUAAACUAAGUUAUAAAUCA